AUGUUUAAAAAGAUUAAAUUUUUAACAUUUUUCCAAAAAUUAUUCAGACAAAUUAAAAGAAAAUUCACAAAAAAGCCACAUCCAGUUGAAGCCGACCGGUUUGAGUACAAUGAGAAUAAAUCACCAUUUAACUGUGAAAUUUGCUUGCUUGACAUUAAUCCAACUGAUGGAAUCAUCCUCAAAGACUGCAUCCAUAGAUUCUGUAAAGCCUGCAUCAUCAACACUAUAAAAUAUUCAACAGAAGCUGUUAUUGGCUGUCCACAUGCUGAUUGUCGAGGCAUCAUUACUGAUCGUGAAAUUCGAUGCUUUAUAUCAUAUGAAGACUACGAUGUUCUGCUUGACAGAUCAUUAAGACAAGCUGAGAUCUCAAUGAAGACAUCAUAUCACUGCAAGACACUAAACUGCAUUGGAUGGGUUGAAGUCAACAGCAAGAAGAUUGAAAGGUUCAGAUGUCAAGUGUGCAUGAAGGUUAAUUGUAUUCCAUGCAGAGCAGUUCAUGAAAGCUUUACAUGCAGACAAUACAGAGAAGAAUGGAAAAUGGAAAUUCAAUUGUCAAAGCAACUGAUUAAAACAAUGAUUAAGGAAAAGAAGAUCAAGAAAUGUCCAAAAUGUAAUGUCUUAAUUGAAAAGCACUUGGGAUGUGAUCACAUUAAAUGCAUAAAAUGUCAACAGGACUUUCAAUGGAGUUCAUUACAAAAGAUUAGGGUUGGUGAUCCAGAUUAA
Molecule: messenger RNA, 723 nt
Organism: Chironomus riparius
Lineage: Eukaryota; Metazoa; Arthropoda; Insecta; Diptera; Chironomidae
Source: the annotation of a GenBank genome assembly